This is a messenger RNA of Anoplopoma fimbria (sablefish), 3811 nucleotides long. Its product is annotated as venom phosphodiesterase 1. Gene Ontology annotation, biological process: nucleoside triphosphate catabolic process. The record is from RefSeq and is a predicted model, not a curated record. Gene Ontology annotation, molecular function: nucleic acid binding; metal ion binding; nucleoside triphosphate diphosphatase activity. Lineage: Eukaryota; Metazoa; Chordata; Actinopteri; Perciformes; Anoplopomatidae. The coding region runs from base 68 to 2671 and encodes 867 amino acids. The transcript is spliced from 25 exons.
CUCUUUAUGUCUGUCUGUCGUCUGUCUGUCCGUCUGUGUGCUGUGGGAUUGUGUGACUGCCACCUUCAUGGGAGCCAUGAAUAUUAUGAAGGAGCCGGGGAAAAAGAAGAUUAUUGUGGGUGUCUUGGCUGUAUCGAUUGUAACCCUAAUCCUCGGACUUGGACUUGGUCUUGGACUGGACUUGCAGAAAUGUCGAAACAAAGUCGUCCCCCACACGUCCUGCAAGAAUCGGUGCUACGAGCCCUAUGACGGCGACAUCCCCGGCUGCAGAUGUGACAAGAACUGCAACGCCAGCAACACCUGCUGCCACGACUACCACGACAUCUGCACCGUCCCCACCCAGCAGUGGGAGUGCACGAGGCUUCGCUGUGGAGAGAAGAGGCUGACGCAGAGCAGAUGCCACUGCUCCGAUGACUGCCUGUCUACAGGAGACUGCUGCACGAACUACAAACAUGUCUGCCACGGAGAGAAGGAGUGGGUGGAGGACCAGUGUGAAGAUCUGUCCACCCCCACAUGUCCAGCAGGCUUUAAGGACCAGCCUCUGCUCCUGGUCUCUCUGGAUGGACUGCGAGCCGAGUACCUGCAGACGUGGAGCGCUCUCAUCCCAGUUCUGGACAAACUGAAGAAGUGUGGAACGUCGGCCCCGUACAUGCAGGCAGCGUUCCCCAGCAAGACUUUCCCCAAUCACUACACCAUAGUCACGGGUCUCUAUCCAGAGUCCAACGGUUUGAUAGACAACACUAUGUUCGACCCGGUGUUUAACGCCUCCUUCAGUCUGUCCAGUCCACAGAAAGACAACCCCGACUGGUACCUGGGACAGCCUAUCUGGCACACAGCGAAGCACCAAGGUCUGAAGUCUGGGACUUUCUUCUGGCCAGGAUCAGACGUCAAAGUCAACGGAAGCUUUCCCGACAUCUACAAACCUUACAACGGUAAAGUGCCUUUUGAAGAAAGAGUGUUCACUGUGCUAAAGUGGCUCCAGCUGCCAGAUAAUGAAAGACCAGAUUUCUACACGUUGUACCUGGAGGAGCCUGAUAAAUCUGGACACAGUUACGGUCCCGUGAGUGGAGGGCUGAUUGAAGCCCUCCAGGGUGUGGAUAAGAUCGUUGGUCAGCUCAUGAACGGCCUGAAGCAGAUCGGCCUCCACCGCUGUCUCAACAUCAUCGUCGUGGCCGAUCAUGGUAUGGAGGCCACGAGCUGCGACAGGAAGGAGGUGCUGCAGGACCUGGUGGGCGACAUCAGAAACUACUGGGUCACUGAGGGGCCGUUCGGACGCAUCAGGGCCAAAAACAACGCAGUGUUGGACUCAGCUGAACUUGUUGCCAACAUGACUUGUAAGAAGCCAGACCAAAAGAUCAAGCCGUACCUGAAGGCCAACCUGCCAAAGCGCCUCCACUUUGCCAACAGCCGCCGCAUUGAAGAUGUUAACGUCCUGGUCGACCCGAAAUGGCUGUUUGAGAGGUAUCCAGGAUCUCUCACAUUCUGCUCUGGCGGAGCUCACGGCUACGACAACGAUGCUGAGAGCAUGCAUGCCAUGUUUGUCAGUUAUGGACCCAAGUUCCAGUAUAAAACAGAGAUCGAACCCUUUUCAAACAUCGAGCUAUACAAUCUCAUGUGUGACGUGAUGCAGAUCUCUCCCACUGACAACAACGGGACCCACGGCAGUAUGAACCAUGUCCUGAAGCGGCCCUACUACACACCAACGGCCCCCGCCGAGAGGACCGCUCCGGUUAAGUGUCCGCUGAUCAGCCUGGAACCUGAAGACAACCUGGGAUGCUCCUGUCCUGCACUGAGUGGAAUUGCUAUCAACAGCCGUCUGAAUCUGACAGCAGAGGAAGAGUCCGCUGCAGAGAAGAAGCACAUGUUGUUCGGUCGUCCCCGGAUGCUGCAGCCUGACCAGAGUUACUGCGUUCUGCACCAGGAAGGAUUCAUCAUGGCCUACAGCCAUGAAGCUCUGAUGCCUCUGUGGAGCUCCUUCACCAUCGACAAGCCGAUGAACUUGGAUCCGUUGCCUCAAGUGAUACCUGACUGUUUGAGGGCUGACGUCAGAGUCCCAGCGUCACAGAGUCCCAGAUGUGACCAGUACAACACUGCUGGGAACCUGACCCACGCCUUCCUGUACUCGCCAAAUCUGAAUGAGACAGUGGACCAGCAGUACGACGCUCUACUAAUGAGUAAUGUGGUGCCGAUGUACCCCGAGUUUAAGAAGAUCUGGGACUACUUUCAGAGCACCCUAUUAAAGAAAUAUGCCUCUAUUUACAACGGCAUUAGCGUGGUGACGGGUCCCGCCUUUGAUUACAACUAUGAUGGCCAGUACGACUCUCCUGGGCAGAUCCAGCAGUUUGUGUCUGGCACGAACAUCUCGAUACCCACCCAUAUCUUUGCAGUGUUGACUAGCUGCAGGGAUUCGGCGGUACCGGUGUCGGCCUGCGUCAGCGAGCUGCAGACCGUGUCCUUCCUGUUGCCUCACAGACCGGACAACUUGGAAAGCUGCAAAAGCACACAAGCCGAAACUGAUUGGGUUGAAGACCUCAUGUGGUUCCAUCAGUCACGAGUCAGAGACGUCGAGUGGAUCACAGGAUUGGAUUUUUACCAGGGCAGCAAUCGACCAAUCGCGGAGCUGCUGAGGAUGAAGACCCGCCCCACAGCUGCCAUUCACAGAAAACAGUGAAAUUGCACUUUUUAAGGUAGUCUUAAAUUGUGUUAUCACUUUGUAAACACUGGACUGAAUGUAUUAAUUAUCAAACAAAGUGACAUCGUUUAUUUAUUUUAUUUUCAACUUGAAACCGUUUGUAUUAUUUUCUUCUUAUUAUUAUAUUCCUAUUGUCGUGAUUGUUAUCUGUUGAUUUUGUUUUGUAAUCUGUAUUUUAGUUAUUUCCCACAGUGAGGAUGAGAUGAGAUUGAGAGUGUAUUACAGCAGUCACUGUUAAUAAAAACUAGUCAACAUUUACUUUUGGUUUCACACAGUGUUCUCCUGGGUGAAAGUCCUGUGUUUGUUGGACCAGUCCACCAUGCCCCAGAGGAAAGAGGGAUUUUGAUAUGGCAAUUUCAUUUAAAUGUAUCUGAUUGUUUGUACAUAGAGGAAUGGAGCCAACUACCCAAGAUAAAUGACUAACAAGCAAUUCCAUUUGUUUUUGUUUUAUUGUAUUUGAUUUAUUAGGGAUGUGCAGAUAAGGUACACUGAGCAGACAACAUUUGUGUUGAAUGUCACAUCUAGUCCUGUGCAAAGAAAAUUCAACACAUGUCAUAGAAAGUCUCAUAUCUUGAAGCUGUCUCUAUAACAUAAUUAAAGGAAAACCACGCACAAGCAGAUAUUUCAAUGCAAGAGUGUGCUUCCAAGACCAGAGCAGGAAGUAUGAGUAUAAGUUAUGACUUCUGGUGACAAGUAGUUCUCUUGAAUACCUAUGUUGAAUACAAUUAUUGUAAGUCACUUUGGAUAAAACAUCUGCUAAAUGACUGUAAUGUAAUGUAAUGUAAGUAGGAAGCUGAGAACAGAAUUUUUAAGUUUGGAAAAUGGUCGUCAAGUGAACACAUUAAUACUGUAGAAUAACCUCUUGCGGUAAACAUGUAAUUCUGCAAACAUUUCUUAUUUUAAACUAUUGUUUCAGCUCCAUUAAAGUAGGAAAAGACUGAUUUAUUUUUUUCCAUUGUUGGUAUCAGUGUCGACCAAUGACAUCUGUGAAUACUUAUUUUGAUCUUGUGAUUUUGGUUUUUAUUUACUAUGUCUCUUGUUUUGCGCUAUCCUCUUUGCUGCUGUAAUCCUGUAAAUCUCCCCGCUGCGGGACUAAUAAAGGAUUUUAUUUCAUCGUCA